UUUUCAACCGUACGGCAUUUGCAAACAAAAGCAAAAAAACCCAUUAAACCCGAAAUCCCGAUUUUCGCUUCCAAGUAGCACUUUUGGAAACCCCGCGGACAUUGAAACAACAUCAUGUUGAACACGAAAGCCGUCGAACGCGGAUCAGUGGUGAUAGCUCCUCACAUGAUGUUCAGUUUAAUUGGUUGAGGAGAGAAUUUCGGUUGAUCCCGAGGUCGUAUCUUCAUGCAGAUGCAUGCGAAAAAGAUGAAUGAUCGACGUGUAUCAAACAGGUUUGUAUGCUGAGCACUUUGAUGUUGCCUUAAUCACUUGGAACGAUGGGCUAUAAAAAUGAGAACAUUCCUGUCUGAUGUAGUUAGAAUAUACCAAGCCAAAUACCGAAUCUCAACUGUCAGGUCAGUCAUCUCAGCUCUUCUGCACUACUCUUCUACCAACUCGCCAUGGGUGUACUGUAUACAGAAGCACUGGCUGAGCUUAGCUUUGGCUCUGUGUUUGCUCUUUUAGGCAUUUCUCUGUUUCUUUACCUUGUUGUCAGUUCUACCUAUCACGCUUUCUUUCACCCGCUCGCCAAAGUCCCAGGUCCGAAGCUACAUGCCAUUACCCAGGUUCCAUAUCUCUACUACCUCAGCAAAGGCGAUUGGGUCUUCCACCUCGCAAAGCUGCAUGAACGAUAUGGGCCAGCUGUCAGAUUCACGCCUAAAGAUGUCUCCUUCAUCACUGCGGAAGCUUCUAAGAAGAUCUACGGCCACAAAGCAGCAGGCCAAAAGUCAUUUGAGAAAGACUUUCGUAUGUAUCGUCAAAACCGCCCUUGCUCAAGCAUCGUUCGUUCCGACCAGGAAGACCACAGACGUAUGCGCCGCCUACUCGCGCAUGCCUUUUCGUCAAAGGCACUUCGCGGUCAAGGCGAUGUUGUGGAUCACUACGUCGAACUGUUCAUGAAAGGCCUCACGGAGCGGGCACAGCGAGGAGAGGAAAUCGACAUUGUAGCUUGGUACAACUUUGCCUCGUUCGAUCUCAUUGCCCAUCUCGCUCUUGGUCAGCCAUUCGGAUGUCUUGAGAAUGGAAAGUAUCAUCCCUGGGUCAGCAGAGUCUUCAAGGGCCUCAAGGUUCUUUCCUAUACUCAGAUCUACGUGCGCCUUGGACUUCAGAAUUGGAUUUCUUGGCUGAGUCCACCAAGCUUGAGGAAGAGCUAUGAAGAGCACAUGCAGUUUGCAGAGCAUGCGGCUCUUGCCCGCAUUGAGUCCAAUGAUACAGAGAGCCAAGACUUUAUGUCAUAUGUCCUUCGUCAUAACGAUGAGAAGGGCAUGUCGCAGCUUGAGAUCAUCGAGAACUCGGGCGUGAUGAUUAUCGCUGGUAGCGAGACAACAGCUACCCUUCUCAGUGGAACCACCUAUUUCCUUCUCAAGAAUCCUGACAAGCUUGAGAAGUUGACUAAUGAGAUACGUUCUGCCUUCAGCUCUGAGGAAGAGAUCACAGUUACUCAGGUUGAUCAACUGAAGUAUAUGUUGGCCGUCUUCAACGAGGGCUUUCGCAUGUACCCGCCAGUGGCUAUUGGACUUUCAAGACUUUCCCCAACCGGUGGCGAGUUCAUCGAUGGCUACUGGAUUCCUGAGAACACUGCGGUUUCGAUGCCUCAUUGGCCUGCAUAUUACUCAGAGCUGAACUUCAGAGACCCCAAGAAGUUUGUUCCAGAACGCUGGCUGGAUGACCCUCGAUAUGCGAGUGACAACCGGGCUAUCUUAUCGCCAUUCUCCCUAGGACCUCGUGAUUGCAUUGGCAAGAAUCUGGCGUAUACCGAGAUGCGACUCUUGUUGGCUCGUAUGCUCUGGAAGUUUGACCUCGAGGCUGUACCGACUGAAAAGAACUGGUACGAUCAGAAGAUCUUCUUCCUAUGGGAGAAGGGCGCACUGCCUAUCAAACUCAAAGAGGUUGUUCGCGAGAAAGUGUGAGUGUACAAGGGCUAUUGUCAAGUUACAGAAGUCGAGGACUAUAUGUUUGGUAAAGGUCUAUGGAGGAUAUUCUGCUUUAUUAGAACCAAGUGUUCUCGGGGGUCGUGGCAAAAUGCUAGUAUUGGUUGCCAAUGAUCAAAACGACCUAUGAUUAAGGCAGCCCGGCUCAAUGACCUCCAGCAGGUCAGUCAAGCCACCAGAUAUUGAAUAUGCAUUUCUAUACCCGAC
This is a messenger RNA of Fusarium verticillioides 7600, 2177 nucleotides long. RefSeq lists its product as hypothetical. Gene Ontology annotation, molecular function: oxidoreductase activity, acting on paired donors, with incorporation or reduction of molecular oxygen; monooxygenase activity; iron ion binding. The record is from RefSeq and is a predicted model, not a curated record. The transcript is spliced from 6 exons. The coding region runs from base 441 to 1949 and encodes 502 amino acids. NCBI's taxonomy places the organism in Eukaryota, Fungi, Ascomycota, Sordariomycetes, Hypocreales, Nectriaceae.